UGUGCGACGUGCUUAAAAAAAACAAACAAACAAACAAAAAACCCACAGAGAUUCGCCCCCUAGCAACGUUCAGAACAACCUUAGCGUGGCGGAGACUGCUUUUCAGAUUCACAAUAAACGCAAUCCAGCGAUUGUUUUUAAAUGGAAUCGCUAGAUAUAAAAUCUGAACAAAAGUCAAUGUUAUAAAUUGCAGUACCCGAGCCUGGUGCACAGGAACCGCUGUCUCGCGUACUGGUCUGCUGCAUACAGACAGACGUGCUGCGUUUACCUACUCGAUUUCAAAUUGCUAAGGAUGGCUGCUGGCUGCUUGAGGAGAGUGGUAUGCCAAGGGCUGAGAAAUGAAUCCAGGCUCCCAGGCUUUUUCUGUGUCCCCAGGCCCCUCAGCACAUUGUCGAUUCACACUUACAGGAAGGCAGCUGUUAACAAGCUGAGGCUUGUUUUACCUUGCCCGAAUGAAGGAUCUUGGGUUGUGCGUACAGGUACGCGCCCGCUCACCACAGAGGAUGAUGAUGAUGAGGGGGGACCAGAGGGUAAAAAGAAGAAGCAGGACCCCAGAGCCAGAAAGACAAUAGGAAGUGUGGGGAGGAAAAUCCACCACCGUAUAAUACAGGUGAUAAACGAAGAUGGAGAGAACUUGGGCAGCAUGCACAGAGCAGGCGUCCUCCGAAUGCUGGACGAGCGUGGGCUGAAGCUGGUGCCCCUGAGGGAGAAUGCAGAUCCGCCAGUAUACAGACUCAUGAGCGGGAAGCAGAUUCACCAGGAGCAGCUGAAACUCAGGGAGAAACAGAAGGAAAAAGCAGGGCCCACCCAAGUAAAAGAGCUGACGUUUUCUUCAGAUAUCGCUAAACAUGACCUAGAGACCAAAGUUAAACAAAUCCAGCAGUGGAUCGAGAAGCGGCACCACGUUCGUUUAACUGUGCGGAAGGGUUCUGCUUCAGUGGAGAAGAUGGAAGGAGUGUUGGAAGAGAUUGUUCAGAGCAUGCCUGACCUGGCUACAUUUGUGACAAAACCAAAGGCAAUCAAGGAUGGAAGAGCAGCCAUGGGUAUUCUCAGGCACUUGUCUGAAAAAGAACUGAACGAGUACAAAAAGCAGCUGAAACAGAAGGAGCAGGAAAGCAAAGGACCCCGACAGGAAGCCAGGGAUGUUGUGAACCCAGAAAACACACAAACCAAAGUUCUGCAUCAGUGAGGUUUAAUAAAACAAGAAGAAACUAAAAAUAAAGUGAUUUGCAUACAA
Messenger RNA from Polyodon spathula (Mississippi paddlefish), 1237 nucleotides. It is a transcript of the gene mtif3, whose product is annotated as mitochondrial translational initiation factor 3. The coding region runs from base 293 to 1189 and encodes 298 amino acids. The record is from RefSeq and is a predicted model, not a curated record. Gene Ontology annotation, cellular component: mitochondrion. The transcript has 4 exons. NCBI's taxonomy places the organism in Eukaryota, Metazoa, Chordata, Actinopteri, Acipenseriformes, Polyodontidae. Gene Ontology annotation, biological process: mitochondrial translational initiation; ribosome disassembly. Gene Ontology annotation, molecular function: translation initiation factor activity; ribosome binding.